GCGUCCCGCCGCGCCCCCCGGCCCCGGCCCCGGCCCCGGCCCCGGCUGCAGCCCCGGGCUCGGCCUCCCGCGGGCCCCUGCCCGCCCGCAUCGGCUACUACGAGAUCGACCGCACCAUCGGCAAGGGCAACUUCGCCGUGGUCAAGCGCGCCACGCACCUGGUCACCAAGGCCAAGGUUGCUAUCAAGAUCAUAGAUAAGACCCAAUUGGAUGAAGAAAACUUGAAGAAGAUUUUCCGGGAAGUUCAAAUCAUGAAGAUGCUCUGCCACCCACACAUCAUCAGGCUUUACCAGGUUAUGGAGACCGAUAGGAUGAUUUAUCUGGUGACCGAAUACGCUAGUGGCGGGGAGAUAUUUGACCACUUGGUGGCUCACGGCAGGAUGGCGGAGAAGGAGGCCCGGCGGAAGUUCAAGCAGAUCGUCACAGCCGUCUACUUCUGUCACUGUCAGAACAUCGUUCAUCGUGAUCUCAAGGCUGAAAAUUUGCUUCUGGAUGCCAAUCUCAAUAUCAAAAUAGCAGAUUUUGGCUUCAGUAACCUCUUCACCCCUGGGCAGUUGCUGAAGACUUGGUGUGGCAGCCCCCCAUAUGCUGCACCCGAGCUCUUUGAGGGCAAGGAGUACGACGGCCCCAAGGUGGACAUCUGGAGCCUGGGCGUCGUCCUCUAUGUGCUCGUGUGUGGGGCCCUGCCAUUCGAUGGGAGCACACUGCAGAACCUUCGGGCUCGGGUGUUGAGUGGCAAGUUCCGCAUCCCCUUCUUCAUGUCCACAGAGUGUGAACAUUUGAUCCGCCACAUGCUGGUGUUGGACCCUGAGAAGCGCCUCUCCAUGGAGCAGAUCUGCAAGCACAAGUGGAUGAAACUCGGGGACACUGACCCCAAUUUUGACAGGCUGAUAGCUGAGUGCCACCAGCUGAAGACAGAACGGAAGACGGAGCCUCUGAAUGAGGACGUACUCUUGGCCAUGGAGGACAUGGGCCUGGACAAGGAGCGGACCCUGCAGUCGUUGCAGUCUGAGGCUUACGACCAUUACAGCGCCAUCUACAGCCUGCUGUGCGACCGCCACAGGAAGCACAAGACCCUGCGCGUGGGUGCCCUGCCCAGUGUGCCCCGGGCUAUGGCCUUCCAGGCCCCCGUCAAUUUGCAGGCGGAGCAGGCUGGCACCACCAUCAACCUCAGCGUUCCGCAAGUGCAGCUCAUCAACCCAGAAAACCAAAUCGUGGAGCCGGACAGCGCCGUGAAUUUGGACAGUGAUGAGGGUGAAGAGCCUUCUCCCGAAGCCCUGGUUCGCUACCUGUCCAUGAGGAGGCACACGGUGGGGGUGGCCGACCCGCGCACUGAAGUCAUGGAAGAGCUGCAUAAGUUGCUUCCUGGUUUCCCAGGGACCAGCCCACAGACGCCCUUCCUGCAGGUGACCCCCAACAUGAACUUCGUGCACAGUCUGCUGCCUGUGCAGAAUCUGCAGCCCAGGGGGCAGCUGGAGUACAAGGAGCAGUCACUGCUCCAGCCGCCCACCCUGCAGCUGCUGAAUGGAAUGGGCCCCCUUGGACGGAGGGCAUCGGAUGGUGGUGCCAACAUCCAGCUACAUGCCCAGCAGCUGCUGAAGCGCCCACGGGGACCCUCCCCUCUGGUCACCAUGACACCCGCAGUGCCAGCUGUCACCCCUGUGGACGAGGAGAGUUCGGAUGGGGAGCCAGACCAGGAAGCUGUGCAGAGGUACUUGGCAAAUAGGUCCAAAAGACAUACACUGGCCAUGACCAGCCCUACAGCUGAGAUCCCGCCGGACCUACAGCGGCAGCUGGGACAGCAGCCUUUCCGUUCCCGGGUCUGGCCCGAGCAACAUCGUUCCUCCUACAAGGACUCCAACACUUUGCACCUCCCCACCGAGCGCUUCUCACCCGUGCGCCGAUUCUCAGAUGGGGCUGCGAGCAUCCAGGCCUUCAAAGCCCACCUGGAGAAAAUGGGCAACAACAGCAGCAUCAAACAACUACAACAGGAGUGUGAGCAGCUGCAGAAGAUGUACGGGGGGCAGAUGGACGAGCGGACCCGAGAGCAGACCCAGCAACAGCAUCUGCUGUACCAGCAGGAGCAGCACCACCAGAGUCUCCAGCAGCAGAUUCAGGAUUCUAUCUGCCCUCCUCAGCCUUCUCCACCUCUCCAGGCUUCAGGUGAAAAUCAGCCGGCCCUGCUCACUCACCAGCUCCAGAGGUUACGGAUUCAGCCUUCCAGCCCGCCCCCCAAUCACCCUAGCAACCAUCUCUUCCGGCAACCCAAUAACAGCCCUCCCCCCAUGAGUGGCACCCUGAUCCCACCUCAUGGUCCCACCGCCUCCUCACAGUACCCAGGUCUCUCCUCCCGCUUCCAGCAGCAGCCAGACACCGGCUCCCCACCUCCAGGUGUGGCGCUCACCUGCUUGGGCCCGCAGCAGCAGGUGACCAUCCAGGUGCAGGAGCCCGUGGACAUGCUCAGCAGUCUGCCAGGCAGCGGAGCAGGUGCUGCCAGGCGGGGCCUGUCCAUCAGCCCUGCUACCAGCCAGAUGGCAGGGCCGCACCGGAGCAGCCUGAUGGCCUCCUUCAGCUAUGGCCACCGGCCCCUGUCCAAGCAGCUGAGCGCCGACAGCGCCGAUGCCCACAGCUUGAACGGGCAUCGGUUCUCCCCUGCUAACUACGACCAGGCGCAGUUACACCCCCAUCUGUUUUUGGACCAGCCCCGGGGUUCCCCCAGCAGCUGCAGUCCUUCAACAGGAACGGGGUUCCCUCCGGCCCAAGCCCUGACAGUCCCUCCGCUUGACCAAUUCCCCACCUUCCCCUCCAGUACGCACCAGCAGCCACCACUCUAUACCACGUCAGCACUACAGCAAGCCCUGCUGUCCCCCACGCCGUCCGACUACAGCAGACACCAGCAGAUCCCCCCCAUCCUUCAAGGACUGCUCUCCCCCCGGCACUCGCUCACUGGCCACUCGGACAUCCGCCUGCCUCCUUCAGAAUUUGCCCCGCUCCUGAAACGACAGCAGCAGCAGCAGCAGCAGCAACAGCAACAGCAACAGCAGCAGCAGCACCAAGAAUACCAGGACUUGUUCCGGCACAUGAACCAGGGGGAUGCGGGGAGUCUAGCUUCCAGCCUUGGGGGACAGACACUGGCAGAGCGCCAGGCUCUGUCAUACCAGAACGCUGACUCGUACCACCACCACCACCACCAUCACCACCACCACCACCACACCAGCCCCCAGCACCUUCUUCACAUCCGGGCACAGGAAUGUCUGUCCCAGGUGCCCUCGCCGCCCGUCCUCCUGCCCUCUGAGAGCAUGGAGGAGGAGUGUUCCUGCCAGGGCGCCCAGGAUGCCUUUCCUGAGCGGAAGAGCCCCAGCUCGCUGGCCAAGGGUGGCCACCACAGCCCCCUGCUCUUGAGCACAGGCGGACCCGGGGACCCCGAGUCUUUGCUGGGAACUGUGAAUCAUGCCCAGGAAGUGGGCAUCCAUCUUUACCGGCACCAGCCAGCUGCUGCCUUCAGUAGAAAUAAGGUGUCCAGCCGAGAGUCCAUCCUGGGGGACUGCAUGGAGAGAAGAGCCCCGGGCCAAGCCAUGGAGCUGCCAGAGCCUGACCGGCCGGGCUACCCCAGCGAGUCGCACCGGCCCCGAGCACUGCAGAGACACCACACGAUCCAGAGCAGCGACGACGCCUAUGUGCAGCUGGAGACGCUGUCGGGAAUGAGCCUUGUAGCAGGGAAGGCACUGAGCUCAGCCCGCAUGGCGGAUGCGGUCCUCAGCCAGUCCUCACUGAUGGGGAGCCAGCAGUUCCAGGAUGGGGACAGUGCGGAAUAUGGGGAGCACCGUGGAGGCCCGGAGGCCCUGGACCUGCCCGAGGACAGCCAGCACCUAAAUCCCGCCUGCUACCCUUCCACGUGCCUCACAGGCAUCCUGCUCAGCUAUAAGCACCCCGAGGUCUCCUUCAGCAUGGAGCAGGCUGGCGUCUAGCAAGAACCAGAGUGUGUGUACAGCUCGGAACAGAAGGGUCGACUGGAAACAAACAGUAUCUAGCCGCGUUGCGCCAAAAUGCCACCAAGUUUCUCUCUACCCAUAGGCCUCCUCCUUCACCGCCGGCUCCUUGUGUUCUGUUCUUUAGGGUUUCGAGGGGGAUUUUGCCCAGGAAAUAAACAGCAAAUCCACUCUGGC
This is a messenger RNA of Suncus etruscus (white-toothed pygmy shrew), 4166 nucleotides long. It is a transcript of the gene SIK3, whose product is annotated as SIK family kinase 3. The record is from RefSeq and is a predicted model, not a curated record. Gene Ontology annotation, cellular component: cytoplasm. Gene Ontology annotation, molecular function: tau-protein kinase activity; protein serine/threonine kinase activity; ATP binding. Gene Ontology annotation, biological process: microtubule cytoskeleton organization; intracellular signal transduction; protein phosphorylation. Bases 252 to 3968 code for a protein of 1238 amino acids. The transcript is spliced from 25 exons. NCBI's taxonomy places the organism in Eukaryota, Metazoa, Chordata, Mammalia, Eulipotyphla, Soricidae.